Molecule: messenger RNA, 4300 nt
Organism: Dermochelys coriacea (leatherback sea turtle)
Lineage: Eukaryota; Metazoa; Chordata; Testudines; Dermochelyidae
Gene: FBXO36
Product: F-box protein 36
Exons: 5
Coding region: 234-722 (162 amino acids)
Molecular function (GO): protein binding
Source: RefSeq, a predicted model, not a curated record
ACAGACUGGAGCUUGGAGGUGUGUUGUGAGAUUUGGAAGAUCAGAGAAUUGAAGUAAGGGAGACUCUGCCCCAGCAGGACAGGUAGACUCCCUCCCUGCAGCGUCUAAGGACCCAGGGUAACCCCACCUAAGGGGGACGAGGGCACUAGCAGGGCCCUCGGCACCCAAGAGCAGGGGCAAGGCGUGGCGUCUUAGCACCCCCACACCCCAAGAAAAAGCGCAGGACCAACCAUAUGAACAUCAGCUAUCUUGUCAUAGUAAUUUUCAGAUGGUGGAAAAUCUCUCUUAGAAGUGAAUUUCGUGAAACAAAGCCUGGGGAACUUAAAGAAUCUCAUGAAUACUUCUUGGAUGAUCCAUCUCUUCAGAUUCAAAUUGCUGUAAUUUUUGGUGCCAACAUUCUGGAACAUAUCUUCAAUCUGUGCCGGGGUAACUUUGACUUCCUGGAACGGCUUCCUGACUCAUUGCUCCUGUACAUCAUUUCCUUUCUGGAGCUUGAAGAUAUUGCCAGGCUUUCUCAAGUUUCACACAGAUUUGAAACGAUAUGCAACUCUGACACACUGUGGGAGAAAAUUGUGCAGAAUUUGUGUGGUACAAUUACCCCUGAAAUGAGAGCACUGGCAGAGGAAGUGGGUUGGAAGCAGUUCUUCUUCACAAACAAGCUUCAGCUUCAGCUGCAGCUCCGAAGAAGGAGGCAGAAACAAGAUGAUUCAAAGACUAAAUAAAGCAGCAUGCUUUUUCAUUAUGGGCAAAAGUUGUAAGUGCGGACUUGUAUAUUACAGUAUAAUUGGUUACUUUUACUGAAAAAAAUUAGGCUAUUAAAACAGUAUACGUAAAGCAUAAUGGAAGCAAUACAUAAACAACAUUGCCUUUUAUAGACUGGAAUCUUAUUAAUCAGGCUCCCAGCUACCACCAGCAAUAGAAAAGGUUCAAGCUCCAUAUAUAUAUAUAUAUAUAUAUAUAAAGUUUAUAUAGAGAUAUAUAGAUAUAAUAAGUUUACAUAUACAGUGGUUACCAUUUGAACAGAAUUUGACAACAGAUAUCAUAAUGUUGCCACAGUUAUUUCCUAAGAAAUAGGGAGAAAUGUGGUAUGUCAGUUCUUAUUGUGUAGAAACCAUUGGUAAAUGCUGACUGUUUACUGGCCACCAUGGCAAAUGUGAAAUGUUAAAAGGUGACCAGCAGGUAUCUUGGGUCCAAAAUUUGAACUACAUUAAAAUGAAUUUAAAAUUAGUGAACGUCCUCUGUAGUCUAGAUGUCUAAAAUUCAAACAAAUAAGCAAAUCAGCACUCUGUCACUAAGGGAAAAUGUCAUUAGAAACCAAGAACUGAAUGGGUAUGUAUACCACAUUACCCUCUUCCUUUUAGAUAGCUGCUUCAGGUCAUGGUUUGAGAACACUGGAAGGAUGGUAUAUGGGUGAAAUUUUCACUGCUUCUGCCUAUGCAGGAACUCCUGAUGAUAAUGGACUAGAGUUGCCUGUGUUAUGACUGUGUUAUACCUUUGAGUUCUACAUUCACUUAAGAAUAUUUUCAAUUAUAAAAUAAUAUUAACUAUUGGCUCUUUGCAUUGUAGCACAUCAAUAAUGUUCCUACCAAAAAGAGCUGACAAAUCCAUUAAGAAAAUAUUUUACAUAGCUUAGAAUUUCAUCUUAAAUGUUGUUAAUUACAACAGUAACAUCAACAAUCCAGAGGUCAAGUAUUACUAUCCUUAAAUUAUUAAUUAAUGUCUACCAUGUGUUAUUGACUAGGUUUAAAUAUUUAGCAUUAAUACCAAUGCUUGCAUUUUUUCCAUAAAAUGGCCUAAAAGCUGCAUGAUUUACUCAGCUAAACUCCCACAAACUUCAGUUAGUCUUCGUAAGUAAGACCUGCAGGAUUUGGCACUGUACUAAUGAUAACAUCACAAAAAAUUAAGGCCAACGUGGUUGCACUGGAAUGCCUAAAGUUAGUCACCUGAAUUCACUAAAAAGUGGCUUGAUUUAUUUUAUAUGUUGAGCUGAUGUUGAUGUGAGUUCAUAGUAUUCAGUACCUCUGAAAAUCAGGUCAUUUUGUUUAGGUGCCUAAAUAUGGAUUUAGGUGAUUAGCUUUAGGCACCCAAGUAAAGCCAGAAUGCUCAAGGUGACCUAGUUUAUUUAUAACACAAACUUUUAUAAUGCAAAUGGUCCUUAUUCACAAAAGUAGUCUUAUUGAAACCAAGACUUACUUAUUGUUGUCUUAUUGUAUGAGUAAGGACUACACUUGUGAGAGAGGGUUACUGGGCUUGGGCCCUUAAAUAUGUAGCUGGUUAUUUGAAAUGUUUUAGUAGAGCCAUGUAUAUUUUGGCUAUAGUAAGUAUACAUAUAAGUAACUUAAUCCUGAACAAAUGCCACUAACAAUUUAUACAAUAAUUUAAGUAUGGCCACCAGAGUGACUGAUGCACUGGUAAAUGAUCAAACUAACUGUAAUGAUCAAACUAAGGUGCUAAUUACAGUAGCAUGAAAGGCAGUUAGACAAGUUUUGAUCUUUAACUUCUCUAAUUUUACAGGGUGUUGUGCUAUUUUUUAUUGAUGAAGCCUUGUAUUAUCAUUAUAUUAAACAUAAUCUAAGUUGUGAUUCUUUGUAUCUAGUGCCAAUUUUUCACCAUUUCCACCCUUCUCCAAGGUCACCAUUCAAAAUGAAAUGGUAUUAAAUAUAUAUUCUAUGGAAGUUUCUAAUCUUUGUAAAACAUGCAAUGUAUGGUAUACCCUUGGAGUUUAUAGAUAAAUGUGACCAUAUUCAUGCUAUAAAGCUAUUUACUUGCCAACAGUUUGCCAGAGGAAUAUUUUCCCUUUUUGUGAUGAUCUUUAGUUACUUUUGUUAUAUUAUUAUUUACUUUAGAACAAAUGCCAUAUUCUCUUUGGGCCAGAUUCUCAAGUGGUGCAAAUUUGCAAAGCUCCAUUAUCAUCAGUGCUGGCCCAUGAUUUUUAAAAACUGGUUUAAAUGUCAAGUAUUAAAAAUGCAGUUUGUAAAUCUACUGUAAAUUGUUAAUUAAGAAAUAAAAGUGUAGAUUCUACAAAAUGAUUUAUUCAGAUAGUCCAAAAUAUAUUUUCUCUUAUUUCAUAUUUUUUUUCUGAAUAUGUCAUUCUAGUAGUACUUUAAAUUUUGGAAGAAAUGUGCUAAUCGGAGUAAAUUUACUUUGCACUGGAAUUGUAUACAGAUAUCCCCUAAAUAUUUUGCUAAUAGUAAAGAGCAUUAGGAAGAAGUCCCUGAACCUUUCAAACACUGAAGCACGUUCUUAACUUUAUCCAUGUGAGUGGUCCACUUUAAGUCACUGGGACUACUUACAUUUAUAAAUUCAUUGUGUCUAUAAAUUUGUAGGAUCAGGACUUAUGUGAUUUUAUUUAAAGAUACUAUAUUUACAAGAUUCCAGUCCUUAGAGAAUAAAACACUCAAAGGGCAACUCUAAAAUAAAAAAGGAAUUUAUAAAGAACAGCAAUGCAUGAGCAUAGCUACUCGACAAUGGAGCCUCUUUCCUUAGCUUCAUGAAAGCUUAGUGGAUUUAGAUUUCCCUGGAUUUCCUUGGCAGUUUCUGCUCCCAGAAUCUGCUCAGGGGGCCUUUCAGAUUAUGAAGGGAGAAACCACCUAAAUUCAGCAUUAAUUUAAAUCGGUAAUUAUGCUAGAUUGAGUGGGAAAUGAUGCCAAGAAUGGCUAUCUCCCCACUUCCUGGACCAACCAGAUUACUGUCCCCUCUGCAGAGGUGAGGAGAAACAUUUAGCCCUUACUUUGCAGGAGUAUUCAUAGAUUCAUAGAUACUAAAGUCAGAAGGGACCUUAAAAGUGUCUUUACUUUUAAAAUGAAAAAGUGCAUAAUUAAAAAAUGAGAAAAUAUUAAAAUAUUUUAUAAUAUAAAGUUUAUUCUCAUUACAUGAUCCAGUUAUCCCAAAAAGAAAAAGAAGCUCUAUAGAAAGACAUAUGCACAUAUCUUAAAAGAACAACAUUUAAUUCAUUACAGUCAUAUGGAAAUAAAAACAAUUUGGACAAAUGGAAAAGUGAAGUUAGAAGUAUAAAAGACACAUAUCUUUUAAAAAAAAAAAAAAAAAAAAAAGAAGAAGAAGGAAAUUGAUGGAAGAUCACCAUUUCCAUAUAUAUAGUCCCCCAACAAAAUAAGUCACUUUGAUUAAAAUAAGCUAUCAGCAGCAUUCACACUAAACAAGACAUUGAACCUGCACUUAAAGAAUUGAUGUUGGUCUCAUAACUUCCCCUUAUUUGUUCUGUUUAUUUGGAUACCACAAAUUGUUUUCAAUAGAUUCCAGCAGCAUAAAGCAAUAUUAAAGCAGAAACCUCAUUUAUGAC